GAGAGAUGAAGAACUGAUUAAGGAAGAGAGAGGAGCAGCAUCUCCGGGGUUCCCACCCCGCCAAAAACACACACACACCAAACCCGACCAGAAUGAAGUUGUUUCAGGGUCUCAGCACUGCCUGUAUACCCGUCGGUGCACUUAUUGCCAAUUCGCCCCUUCUGAAAGCCGAGACCUCCGCCCACUGUUAGAAGAACACAAGCCAGCCUGGGGAAGGGAGGAAAAAAAGAAAAAAAGCACAACACACCUCUUGGCUCCUCUUUGAUGGCAAUGCCUCACAACUUGGCAGGAGAAAAUGGCUUCAACUUUACCCAGAAACUCAUUUUCUCCAGCCCGUCCAACCCAGUGGAGAACAGCCUUACUUUUGAUACUACCAGUCCCAAGGAAUCUUGCAACACUUCCGAGAGCAAUGGCACUUUAUACUCCAACGCAAACAGCCCUUCGGACUCCUGCAUUAAACCCCUCUGUGACGAGGGACCCGAAAACAAGAGCCAGUUCAGCAAAGGCAUUAAAUACGUCUCCUCAGAAGGAGAAGUGCUGGUUUGCGGAUGGGGAGCCUUCACACCGAGUUGUUUACAGUUCUUCAACACGCCCAAGGGGGUCUUGUUCUUCCUCUGCGUGGCUUCUUUCCUCCAGGGGAUGACCGUGAACGGCUUCAUUAAUACGGUCAUCACCUCCAUAGAGCGGCGGUUCGAUCUCCGGAGCUACGAGAGUGGGCUGAUCGCCAGCUCUUACGACAUCGCUGCCUGUGUGUGCUUGACGUUUGUCAGUUACUUUGGGGGGAAUGGGCACAAACCGCGGUGGCUGGGUUGGGGGGUGUUGAUCAUGGGCAUUGGGUCGGUCAUCUUUGCGCUGCCCCAGUUCACCACCAGCCAAUACGAAGUACAUUUCUCGGAGGAGAUUGGCAUGUGCUCCUCCAAUCUGAGUGUGGGGUGCACAGAAAGCGUUUCCAGCCUCUCCAGCUACCGGUUUGUCUUCAUGCUCGGACAGUUCCUACACGGGAUCGGAGCAACGCCAUUAUACACUCUUGGAGUGACCUAUUUGGAUGAAAAUGUCAAGUCCAACUAUUCCCCCGUGUAUAUUGCUAUUUUCUACACUGCUGCCAUAUUGGGUCCUGCAGCUGGCUAUCUGGUUGGAGGGAUCUUUCUGAACAUUUACACCGAAAUCGGAAGACAAAUUGAUCUUACACCGGACAAUACUCUGUGGGUUGGAGCUUGGUGGAUUGGAUUCCUGGGUGCAGGGGCUGGAUCCCUUUUGAUCUCGAUCCCCAUCUUGGGGUACCCUCAUCGCCUGCCAGGUUCUCAGCGCUACAUAGUCAUGAGAGUUUCAGAGGCCCAUCAGCUGAAAGACGGCAGCCACAAAACCGCCUCAGAUCCUGACUUUGGGAAGACGGUUAAAGACCUGCCACGGUCAGUGCUGCUGCUCCUGAAGAACCCAACCUUCAUCUUCCUCUGCUUAGCUGGAGCAACAGAAGCCACACUCAUUGCUGGGAUGUCCACCUUCGGCCCCAAGUUUCUGGAAUCCCAGUUUAGCUUAAGUGCCUCGGAAGCAGCAACCUUGUUCGGCUACCUCGUGGUUCCAGCCGGAGGAGGAGGCACAUUCCUCGGAGGAUUCAUCGUGAACAAAUUUAAGCUGCGCUGUUCGGGGAUUAUCAAGUUCUGUUUGUUUUGCACCAUGUCCAGCUUGCUGGCCAUUUUCAUCUUUUUCAUCGACUGCCCCAACAUGCCCAUGGCUGGAGUGACACAGAUGUAUGACAGAAGCAUCUUACCCGAAGGCCACCUCAACCUGUCCUCCCCUUGCAAUGUGGAGUGUGAUUGUCUGCGAGAGAUGUACAGCCCCGUGUGUGGAAAUGAUGGAAUCAUGUAUUACUCCCCCUGCCACGCAGGAUGCAAGAAGGUUUCAACCAGCCACGACAGCGGAAAAAGGUAUGAUCUACGGAAAAGAUCUGCUCUGUCUUGUUGUCAGGGUCUGGGCAGAGGAGGAAUGGUGGCAUACAACCAAGGAAACGGGGACAAUUGGCAGGCCCCCAGCUGGCUCCAGCCCACCGGCCAGUGUGCCGGGCAAUCUCCAGUCCUUGGUGCAGCAUCUGCGACUCACAGCUUCAAAAGCUGGAGCACACAACUCAGCAGAGAAAACGGGCAAACAGAAGUGCUGGGAGAAACACAGCAGUCCUUGAAAGUUUACCACGAGUGCAGCUGUAUACUUGAUGCUCCCGCUGCAUCUGGCUUGGCGACUGCAGGAAAGUGUACCUCCUCAUGUGAGAGAAGGAACCUCCUCCUGCUUUUCAUGUUUGUGGUGAUCCUCUUCACAUUCCUGAGCAGCAUUCCUGCUCUGACGGCCACUUUACGGUGUGUUUCAGACAGGCAGCGAUCGUUUGCUCUGGGGAUCCAAUGGAUUGUAGUCCGGACACUUGGUGGUAUUCCAGGACCAAUUGCUUUUGGUUCGAUGAUUGACAGGUCGUGUCUCCUUUGGCAGAACCAGUGCGGUGAACAAGGAUCGUGCUAUGUCUACCAGAACUUUGCUAUGAGUCGAUACACCCUGGUCGCAGGUGUUAUAUACAAGGUGAUUGGAUCCUUCUUCUUCCUGCUUGCUUGCGCACUCUACAAACCACCUCCCCCUGAAUCUGUUCCGGGAAGCUCUGACGCCUCUGAAAAUGGCAACUGCGACGUCCAAGAGAACAAAUACCCACAUCAAUCUCAAGACGACAUAUAGCACGGAGGAUAUGACAAGUGACUUUCACACCAUUUCCAAGACACUGUGUCUAAAGAAUAUGUAUUCGUCUUUUCCUGUUAAAUGAUUGGUAUUAUUUUUCUUCAUUUCCCCCUCCUCCGGGGAAGAAUAAUUUAAUGGUAUAUAAUUUAGUAUUUUCUGAACAGCAAAAGCACACUGCAAAACUUGUGCACUGGCCUUGCCACCUUGAAGCCUAUCACCAGGGUUUGGGACCCUUUUUCCCAGUGUGGAAGAUGGAGGUGCCAGGAUUUUUGGAAAGGCCACAGCCAGUUUCAGAUGUCUCUCACAUGUGGCUGCUGCCAUUUUGGAAUGGAGCGCCGCCAUUUUGAAAUUUAUUUAUUUUUCUAAACCAAGAUGACAGCACCUGUGAGGCACUGGAAUGUGUUCUGCUUGGCUCGAGUGGGCAGCAUUCACUUUACGAAGUGUCCCAGCCUUGCAUUUAGAGACCAACUUUAAGCGUAACCUCAGCAUGCCACAAUGUUUUGUGGCGUCAACCAACCUCACAGUGUUAAUUUAUGUCAAGGGCUAAACAUAGCUUCAGACCAUUCCUGUAUAAAGCACUUAAAGAGGCAAGCAGAGUUCACCCCCAUGGGCCGUGUGUGGACGCUGGUACAAGCUCUUCUCUGGUGUAAAUGUAAUUUGGCUAGUUUGUCGCUGCUCCUCAGGCAGGAAGUUCUGUGGUAACGUUCUUGGUCCUCUUCCUUUUUGGGGGGUUUUCUGCUCAUCACUCGGGGGCUGCAACAUCACGGUGACUCACAGAUAUGUA
This is a messenger RNA of Podarcis muralis (Common wall lizard), 3496 nucleotides long. NCBI's taxonomy places the organism in Eukaryota, Metazoa, Chordata, Lepidosauria, Squamata, Lacertidae. The record is from RefSeq and is a predicted model, not a curated record.